Messenger RNA from Saccostrea cuccullata (small rock oyster), 2802 nucleotides. RefSeq names its product transmembrane 9 superfamily member 2-like. Bases 92 to 2062 code for a protein of 656 amino acids. Gene Ontology annotation, cellular component: membrane. The record is from RefSeq and is a predicted model, not a curated record. Gene Ontology annotation, biological process: protein localization to membrane. The transcript has 17 exons. Lineage: Eukaryota; Metazoa; Mollusca; Bivalvia; Ostreida; Ostreidae.
CCAUGCGCAAUGUGUAAAGUGACGUGUUGGCCAUCUUAGAUGCGACAAAAUAUUGACAUCGAAGGAAAAAGAUAUACCUGAAGUUUUCAGAAUGAUAUUACGGCUGUCGACAUUACUUUUUCUUGCGAGCAUUAGCAACGCUUUCUAUUUACCAGGUCUUGCCCCUGUCACAUACUGUGCAAAAGAUGCAGCAGGCACAGGAAAUGCGAACUGCAAGUCUGAGAUACCAAUAUAUGUAAACAGACUCAAUUCAGUGGAAACUAUUGUGCCUUAUGAAUAUCACAAGUUUGAUUUCUGUACUGUGGAUGAAUCUGAUUCUCCUGUGGAAAAUUUAGGUCAAGUUGUGUUUGGUGAAAGGAUAAGGCCUUCUCCUUAUUCCUUGUCUUUCAUGAAGAAGGAGACAUGUAAGAGUGUUUGUCAGAAGUCUUACGACCCGAAUAGACAUGAGGAUAAGGAGAGAUUGAAGUUCUUAAAGAAAGGAAUAGCCAAUAAUUACUACCACCACUGGAUCGUUGAUAACAUGCCCAUCACUUGGUGUUACGACGUAGAGAACAAUCAGAAGUACUGCUCCAGGGGAUUCCCCAUUGGUUGCUUUGUGACUAAAGAAGGGAAAAGAAAAGAUGCAUGUGUUAUCAAUGGUAAAUACACAGAAAAGGAAACAUAUUACGUCUUCAAUCAUCUGGAUAUAAAAAUCAUGUACCACAUCCCAGCAGACUCUGAAUGGGAUAGCAGCUUUGGAAGCAUAGGGGGAAGGAUUGUGUCAGCCAAGGUUACUCCUAGAAGUAUCAAAUAUCCUGAGAAAGGUCCCUUCAAGUGUGAUGACACUACUGUCCCCAUGGGCAUCCCAGCAAAUGUGAAUCAACCAUUCAAGAUGAACUACACAUACUCUGUGACAUGGGAGACCAGCCCAGUGAAGUGGUCAUCCAGAUGGGAUUACAUCUUGGAGUCCAUGCCUCAUUCCAACAUUCAGUGGUUUAGCAUCAUGAAUUCGCUGGUGAUUGUGCUGUUCCUCUCUGGUAUGGUAGCUAUGAUCAUGUUGAGAACCCUCCACAGGGACAUUGCUCGAUACAACCAAAUGGACAAUUCCGAAGAUGCCCAAGAAGAAUUUGGCUGGAAGCUUGUCCAUGGAGAUGUCUUCAGACCCCCAAGGAAAGGAAUGAUGCUGGCUGUCUUAAAUGGAAAUGGUGUCCAAAUCUUCUUUAUGAUGUUUAUAACUCUCAUCUUUGCCUGCCUGGGAUUCUUAUCCCCCGCCAAUAGAGGAGCUCUGAUGACUUGCACCCUAGUCCUCUACGUUUGUCUUGGAACGCCAGCAGGAUAUGUGUCAGCUAGAAUCUACAAAAUGUUUGGAGGAGAAAAGUGGAAGUCGAAUGUCAUUCUGACAGCUUUCCUAUGUCCUGGUACUGUAUUUGGGGUAUUUUUCCUGUUGAAUCUCGUACUGUGGGCUGAAGGAAGUAGUGCUGCCAUUCCUUUCUCUACACUGAUAGCAUUACUGGCUUUGUGGUUUGGUAUUUCAGUUCCCCUCACCUUUGUAGGGGCAUAUUUUGGAUACAAAAAGAGGCCUAUUGAACACCCUGUCAGAACAAACCAGAUUCCCCGACAGAUUCCAGAUCAGUCGUUUUACACCAGACCCCUCCCCGGAAUACUGAUGGGGGGUGUUCUACCGUUUGGUUGCAUCUUCAUCCAACUCUUUUUCAUUCUCAAUAGUAUAUGGUCACAGCAAACCUACUACAUGUUUGGGUUCCUGAUGUUAGUUUUCAUUAUCCUUAUUGUGACCUGUUCCGAGGCCACCAUCCUACUGUGUUAUUUCCAUCUCUGUGCCGAAGAUUACCAUUGGUGGUGGCGUUCCUUCCUGACCAGUGGUUUUACAGCAGUCUAUCUGUUUGGCUACUGUAUUCACUAUUUUGUCUCCAAGCUGGAAAUACACGGAGCAGCUAGUACCUUCCUCUAUUUUGGUUACACAUUUAUCAUUGUGUUCCUUUUCUUCUUGUUGACUGGAACAAUUGGUUUCUUUGCCUGUUUCUGGUUUGUCACCAAGAUCUAUGGAGUAGUGAAAGUGGACUAGAUUUGUUCCAGCCAUUCAUUGAGAUGCCAGCAAUGGUCCAGCAUGGAGGGAAAACACUCAUAAAGCUCAUUAGAACACAUGUCUGCCUGUGAUGUAUCAUGUAGGAAAACACUAGAUAAGGAAUUCAUGCACAUGUAUGGACAAUAUUUGUCACAGUCACGGAACGAGAAAUUCACCAGACAGAAUAUAGGGUAUAUACAGUGUAGAGAUCGAAGUCACUUUUCUUGCAGAGAAUGGAAUUUGGAUAUAGGAACUUGUCUUUUUUUGUGUGUAUGAACAGCUUCUCUGUUGAUUUUCUUUUAAUAAUGUGGUGUAAUUAUUUUAAUAAAGGUUUCUUUUGAAUUUCAUGCACUUAAACUAAACAACCUUUUAGUUCAGACAAACAAUAUUUUUGAAGUAUGUGUAAAAUUUUUACGUACAAGUGUAAUAUCCACAAACUUUAGAACAAUGUAAUUGCUUUUAGCACUAUUUUCAGGUAUGGCAAAAAUUUGAGUCAUAGACUACUGAUAGAUUUUGAUAUUUUUAUAUCAAAUCGUGUUGGACUUGUAUUUAUUGUAUUAUGUUUUCUUUAUGCUAAAAAAUUAUUUACAUUUACAAUCUUGGUAUGUUACGUUGAACUCAUUGGAUGUCUGUUGAAAUCCAUUUUGUGUAGAAUACAUGUUUCAUCUUGAUGUGCAUUAUUUGAUUUCUGUCUUGCUGGAAACUGUACAAAUUAAAACUUACACACAAAUGUUUAAUUU